Drosophila kikkawai is the source of this 1557-nucleotide messenger RNA. RefSeq names its product putative ATP-dependent RNA helicase Dbp80 (gene Dbp80). Gene Ontology annotation, molecular function: ATP binding; RNA helicase activity; RNA binding. Gene Ontology annotation, biological process: poly(A)+ mRNA export from nucleus. Lineage: Eukaryota; Metazoa; Arthropoda; Insecta; Diptera; Drosophilidae. Gene Ontology annotation, cellular component: nucleus; cytoplasmic stress granule. The record is from RefSeq and is a predicted model, not a curated record.
GUAAACGUGGUCACUCUAAACAUUUUUCCGGUGUUUCUUGGAUGCCCUCAUCUAGUAAAAUAUAACAUGGCAGAUUGGGUUAAAAAAGCUGAAGACCAGGAAGUUUCAAAGCUGGUCAACCAACUAAACAUAGAUGGUAUCCUUCCAGAAAAAUCUGGUUCUAAUAGUGAUGGAAAUGAGCCCGAUGUUGCAGAUCCAGCAGAAACCAGUUUGCUUAUUAAAAUUUUAGGAAAAGGAUUGGUAAACACAAAGUUGUCUCUUGACAUUCAGCAAAAGAACCCAAAUUCACCUUUGCACUCCGUUAAAACAUUUGAAGCCCUCCACUUGAAGCCAGAGCUUUUAAAGGGCAUUUACGCCAUGGGAUUUAACACACCUUCUAAAAUUCAAGAAACGGCGUUACCAACAUUACUUGCGGAUCCCCCUCAAAAUAUGAUUGCACAAAGUCAGUCCGGUACAGGGAAAACAGCUGCAUUUGUCUUGGCUAUGCUUAGCAGAGUUAAUGUUAAUUUGAAUUAUCCACAGGUUUUGUGUUUAUCUCCAACGUAUGAAUUAGCCAUACAGACGGGGGAAGUAGCGGCCCGGAUGGGACAGUUUUGUCCAGAAAUAAAACUUCGAUUUGCUGUUCGCGGAGAAGAAGUUGACCGCAAUAAAAAAAUAACGGAACAUAUUCUUAUUGGAACGCCAGGAAAAAUGUUAGAUUGGGGAUUAAAAUUCCGUCUUUUUAAAAUGGACAAAGUAUCGGUUUUUGUAUUAGAUGAAGCGGAUGUUAUGAUAGCCACACAAGGCCAUCACGAUCAAUGUAUAAGAAUUCACAAAAUGCUAAGCCCAGAAUGCCAGAUGUUGUUUUUUUCUGCAACUUACGAUAAGGAAGUAAUGGACUUCGCCCGUCUCAUAGUUAGCGAACCUACUAUAAUAAGAUUAAUGCGUGAGGAAGAGUCACUCGAUAACAUAAAACAAUAUUAUGUUAAAUGCAAGAAUGAAGAUGGAAAAUAUAAUGCAAUCCAAAAUGUAUAUGGUUGCAUUAGCAUUGGCCAAGCAAUUAUAUUUUGUCAUACAAGAAGGACAGCGGCUUGGCUUGCAGCCAAAAUGACAUCUGAUGGUCAUUCGGUAGCGGUCCUGUCCGGAGAUUUAACCGUUGAGCAAAGACUAGCUGUUUUAGAUCGAUUUCGUUCCGGCCUUGAAAAAGUACUUAUAACUACAAAUGUGUUAUCAAGAGGUAUUGACAUAGAGCAAGUUACAAUUGUGGUUAACUUCGAUUUACCAGUGGAUGUUCGUGGCAACGCUGACUGCGAAACAUACUUACAUCGAAUUGGGCGUACCGGGCGAUUUGGAAAGUCUGGAAUCGCUAUAAAUCUUAUAGAUGGAGAAAAAAGUAUGAGCGUAUGCUCUGCUAUUGAAAAACAUUUUAAAAAAGAAAUAAAAAUUCUCAAUACUGACAGUGCCGACGACAUUGAAAAAAUUGGAAGCUAAGCGAGCAACUUUUACAGUUACUAUUCACAUUUUAUACUAUUGUAUAAAAUCACAUCAUAUAAUAAAAUCAUACAAUACUUCAUUUAA